Molecule: messenger RNA, 2579 nt
Organism: Erythranthe guttata (spotted monkey flower)
Lineage: Eukaryota; Viridiplantae; Streptophyta; Magnoliopsida; Lamiales; Phrymaceae
Product: putative beta-D-xylosidase 7
Biological process (GO): arabinan catabolic process; xylan catabolic process
Cellular component (GO): plant-type cell wall
Molecular function (GO): xylan 1,4-beta-xylosidase activity; alpha-L-arabinofuranosidase activity
Source: RefSeq, a predicted model, not a curated record
UUCCACUCAAAAAUAGAAAUGGCUCUCAAAUUUACAAUAAUAUCCUCUAUCAUAUUACUUGAAAUCUUAAAGGCUCAAUCAGCCAAUAAACUCCCGCCAUUCUCGUGCGACUCAGCCGUCACAUCGACAAAGUCGUUCCCGUUCUGCAACUCCGAUUUGCCGAUACACGAGCGGGCCCGCGACUUGAUAUCCCGACUCUCGUUGGACGAGAAAAUCUCGCAGCUGGUCAACAAGGCGUCGGCCGUUCCGCGGUUGGGGAUACCGUACUACCAGUGGUGGUCAGAGUCUCUGCAUGGCAUCGCGGGGUCCACAACAGCGGACUCCGGCGUAACGUUCGACGAGACUAUCAAGUCGGCGACUAGUUUUCCUCAAGUCAUACUCACCGCAUCUACAUUUGACGAGAAUCUUUGGUAUCGAAUUGCCAAGGUGAUGGGCAAAGAAGCUAGAGCUAUAUACAAUGAAGGACAUGCAGUAGGCAUGACAUUUUGGUCGCCAAACGUCAACAUUUUCCGAGAUCCGAGGUGGGGAAGGGGACAAGAGACACCUGGCGAAGACCCUUUUCUUACAAGUAAAUACGCUGUCUCGUUCGUUCGAGGAAUCCAAGGCGACAGUUUAGAAGGGGGUGACCUCAGAGACGGCCAUCUUCAAGCCUCUGCAUGCUGCAAACAUCUCACCGCCUAUGAUUUGGAGAGUUGGAACGGAAAUAGUCGUUUCACAUUCGACGCUCUUGUGACGAAGCAGGAUAUGUCGGAUACAUUCCAACCAUCUUUUAAAAGUUGUGUGAAAGACGGUCGAGCGAGUGGGGUUAUGUGUGCUUAUAAUUCCGUCAACGGUGUUCCAAAUUGUGUUGAUUAUGAUCUACUAACGAAAACCGUUCGCGGGGAAUGGGGAUUCCAAGGGUACAUAGCAUCAGACGAUCAUGCGGUCCCACAUCUAUAUGAGAUGCAAAAUUACUCCAAAUCACAUGAAGACGCUGUGGCAGAUGUUCUCAAAGCAGGCAUGGAUGUCGAAUGCGGCGACUAUCUGGCGAAUCACACAAAAUCAGCAAUCCAAAUGGGGAAAGUGAGUGAAUUUGAUAUAGACAGAGCCCUUCAUAACCUCUUCACCGUGAGGAUGAGAUUAGGACUUUUCAACGGCAAUCCAAAUCAACUUCCGUACGGAAACCUUAGCCGUAACGACAUAUGUACUCACGAGCAUCAAGAUUUGGCACUUGAAGUUGCACGCGAUGGGAUUGUCCUUUUAAAGAACUCGGCAAAUCUCCUUCCACUGUCAAAGUCGAAAACAAUGUCUCUUGCAGUAAUAGGCCCCAAUGCAAAUGUCUCGGGAACACUCUUAGGAAGCUACGCGGGGCCCCCGUGCAAGACAAUUACUCCACUACAAGGACUAAUGAAUUAUGUCAGGAAAACCGAAUUCCAUCAGGGUUGCGAAACCGUGAAUUGCACCUCAAUUGCCUCACGAGAAACGAUGAGACUUGCCAGAUCAGCAGAUUACGUUGUACUCGUAAUGGGAAUCAAUCAAGAUUUUGAGCGCGAAGAUUUGGAUCGAGAAGACUUGGUACUUCCAGGUCAGCAACAGAGUCUUAUCAUGAGUGUUGCAAAGGCAGCUAAAAAUCCGGUUAUAUUGGUAUUGCUUUGUGGAGGCCCUGUUGAUGUUUCGUUCGCGAAACAUAAUCCCAAAAUUGGGAGUAUUUUGUGGACCGGAUAUCCCGGUGAAGCUGGCGGAAAAGCUAUUGCAGAGAUCAUAUUUGGUGACCACAAUCCAGGAGGAAGGCUGCCGAUGACUUGGUAUCCGAAAGAUUUCAUCAAAAUACCGAUGACAGAUAUGAGAAUGAGGUCCGAUCCAUUAUCCGGCUACCCGGGACGAACAUACAGAUUUUAUCAAGGCGAAAAAGUUUACGAGUUCGGCUAUGGUCUUAGCUACUCAAAUUAUUCAUACAAAUUUGUUAACGUUGGCAAAAACAAUCUCAAUGUCAAGAGAUUAUCGAACGCAAUGAGGCUUAAAAGACCGUACGAAAUUCCAGUUUCGGAUAUCGGCUUCGAAAAAUGCGAGAACGCAAAGUUUUCGGUUAAUGUUAGCGUAGAAAAUGAAGGGGAGAUGGCCGGUAAGAACUCGGUUCUGCUAUUUGUAAGGCGCGACGAAGCCGUUAAGGGUAGUCCAGUGAAACAGUUGGUCGGAUUUCAGACAGUGAAAUUAAACGCAAAAGAGAAGGCUAAUGUUGAAUUUGAAAUAAAUCCAUGCGAGCAUUUUAGUAGUGCUAGUGAAGAUGGAACGUUGGUAAUUCAAUCAGGGACUCAUCACUUAAUUGUCGGAGAUCAAGAGUAUCCUAUUCUGCCAGCACAAAUAUUUGACAACAGCUGGCACUUCUUUUGAAUUGUUCAAUUUAAUUAUUUGUAAUAUAAGAUUAUCUUUCACCAAAUUGUUUCAAUUGUUUUAUUUUUGUGGGUAGUUGAAUUGUUCUAGUAUAUGAAAGUAAAUUUGUAGAUAGUUUGUAUCCAGGGGUUAUCUGUUGGACUAGUAUAUUUAAAAUCAUUGCUUUCAUUAUAGAUUUUUAUUUAUAAAUUGUGAUUUGUUACAUUAUU